AUGGCACGGUUCUUACACGACGAUCAGAUUGAGGGAUUCCUAAAUGGCUCCGGGGAUGAGGGUAUUGAUGAUGAAGAGCAGCAGGACAUGCCUUUUACAGGCCUAGAAACUAGUAUUCUUUUCCCAUCUUUUUUCAAGUCUCAGUCUUCAAGUAGCAGCGAUGAAGACGUGCCACUGUCAAAUUUACGAUGGAAGAAGAAGAAAUUUCAUGGUAAACCGAUACCAGGGGUCUCAGACCCUAACGCAGUAUUAACUCCAGCGCAAUACUUUGAACGCUACUUCACGCUGGAACAGUUUGCGCUAGCCACUAAUCAGUAUUAUAUGACUGAAACUGGACAUCAGUUGAAGCCCGUUUGUACUUCUGGGGAAAUCAAAAAGUUUUUUUGCAUCCACGGUUUAAUGGGGUGCUUUAGUUAUCCAAGAAUCAAAUUGUUUUGGAACCAGCGUUAUAAGUUCGACCCCAUAGCAAGUGCUAUGUCGAGAGAUAGAUUUUUCUCCUCAGGGUAA
This is a messenger RNA of Parnassius apollo (apollo), 507 nucleotides long. The record is from the annotation of a GenBank genome assembly. Lineage: Eukaryota; Metazoa; Arthropoda; Insecta; Lepidoptera; Papilionidae.